Anastrepha ludens (Mexican fruit fly) is the source of this 485-nucleotide messenger RNA. RefSeq lists its product as uncharacterized. Gene Ontology annotation, cellular component: mitochondrion. The coding region runs from base 76 to 420 and encodes 114 amino acids. NCBI's taxonomy places the organism in Eukaryota, Metazoa, Arthropoda, Insecta, Diptera, Tephritidae. The transcript is spliced from 2 exons. The record is from RefSeq and is a predicted model, not a curated record.
CUUUGACGGCAAAAAUUCGGUAGGUGAAUUAAUUGUACUUCACCGUGUGUAUCAAAACGAAAACAAUCCGCAAAAAUGCCUGAAUUAUCAACAACGGAGAAGGAUUUCCUACGCCGCAAACAUGAACAGACAUCAAAAUUGCGUGCCGAAUACUUGAAACAGAUUUCGAAUCCCCACAGACAUGCCACAGGCGAAGGUGGUACUUUGUUCGAUGCUGGUUUGGCGCGUUUCCAAUCGAUGCGUGUUUCCAACUUUGAACACUUCAAGCCAACUGGUGUGGCUUUCCGCGCCGGCUUCUUCUCAGUCGUACUGCCUAUUGUCCUCUAUGCUUGGGCUUUGAAAUCAGAACGUGAUGGCCGUGAACAAAAGUACCGCACUGGACAAGUAGCAUACAAAGAUCGUCAAUUCAAAUUCAUUUAAGUCGGAUGACUGAAAGCCAGUAAUGAAACUGGUUUAACAGAAAUAAAAUGGUCGAGUUGGAAAUG